AUGGGGAAGAUCCAGAAGGGCCCGGCCAGCAGCGGCAGCUGCGACGACGAUGUUGAAUCCGUCGAGGGCGGCACCAGGAGCUUCAACGAUCUGAAGAGGAAGAGGAGCAGGACGAGCGCCGCCAGAGAGUCGCCGGCGUCACGCAGCUCUGUCUACCGAGGUGUGACGAGGUCAGAGAGAAAAAGAAGAUGAUGAAGAAGAAGAGGAGACUCCAUUCAUCUCUCUUUCCUCAUUUUCUCUUUCUUCUAGCUUUCGAUUAGCAUGCACUAUUCUCUCUCUCUCUCUUCCUCUUCCACAUAAGAGAUUGCUGCAUUAAUGGUGGUUUUGGUGGAAGCAGGCACCGGUGGACAGGCAGGUUCGAGGCCCAUCUCUGGGACAGAAACUGGAACGAUUCCCGCACCAAGAAAGGAAGACAAGGCACGUUCCUCUUGCUGUUGCUCCUGCUUCUCUCUCUAUCACUUCAACUAAUAUCUGUUUGUUUUUGUUUCUUCCCUUCCGUCUUUGAUAUUCGCGUCUGCUGGAACUCGAAUGGACGGCAGUUUACCUCGGUGAGCUUGAAAAAUCGGAGAACUAAACACGACCAAUCUCAUGUGCUUCCGUGUUGAUAACAUCUUCGGAUUGGCUGUUGAUGAAUGAAGCUUCCUUUUUCUUCUCGUGCUCGAUCAUCCAGGGGCCUACAGCGAGGAGGAAGCCGCCGCUCGCGCUUAUGAUCUUGCGGCGUUGAAGUUCUGGGGACAUGACACCCUACUAAACUUCCCCGUAAGACUCUCUCUCUCUCUCCCUGUGGGUCUCUCUCUCACUUUCUCUCUCCUUCUCCAUCUCUCUCGUUCUCCAUCUCUAUCUCUCCCGGUGGCUCUCUCUCUCUCUCUCUUUCUCUGAUUGCGGGUAAAUGAACAGUUGUCGACAUACCAAGGAGAGAUGGAGGAGAUGGAAGGGCAGAGCAAGGAAGAAUAUAUAAGCUUCAUAAGGAGGUAAUCUCUGAGCCGAGAAGGUCGUAUGGUUUUGGCCCUUCUGAUUCUCUCAGAGCCCUUUUUUCCAUGAAUCCACCAGGAAGAGCAGCGGGUUCUCUCGAGGCGUUUCCAAGUACAGAGGCGUAGCCAGGUACCUGCUGCCCUUCCUGCCUCAUUUAAGUUUCUCUCUCUACCAUGCUCACUUUCUCCCUAGAACUUUCCCUCCCACCUCUCUCUCUCUCUCUCUCUCUCUCUCUCUUAGUGCAUACUGCAUGCAGGCACCAUAAGAAUGGAAAGUGGGAAGCCAGGAUCGGCAGAGUCUUCGGCAACAAGUAUCUCUACCUUGGGACCUACGGUGAUCUCUCUUUCUUCUCUCUCUCUCUCUCUCUCUCUCUCUGUAAAAAGUCCAUCAAAGCCGGCCGGGUUAGUUGGGGACGGGAGGUGGGGAGCUUUCACUACUUCUUCCUCCUCUAAUCCGACCAACCAUAGUUUUCCAACAGUAAUUUAAUUCAGAAUAUAUGGAGAGAUCCUCCAUUAAAAAUGAAUUAAUUUCCACCCGAGCAAAAAUAAUCCCCCCGGGAAAGCUCAAUUAUUAAAAAAAAAAGUCUUUUGUUUUGUUUCACUGAUUGGCCCUCGCAGCUACCCAAGAAGAGGCAGCGAUGGCGUAUGACAAGGCGGCGAUCGAGCACCGCGGCCUCGCCGCCGUCACCAACUUCGACAUCAGCCGCUACCUCAGAUCGCUCGGCCAAAGCCCCAGAAACCCUGACCCUAAUCAACCUCCGCCGCCGGACAUGGACGUCGCCGGAGAACCCACCGGCGGCGGCGCAAACCCGCCACCACGAAUCGACAUGCUCGACAACGCACGCGAGAGGACGUCGCCGGCGCCACCGCCGCCGGAGCCCCAGCGGAGCUGCUUCCCCGACGACGUGCAGACUUACUUUGGCGGUUGGGACGGCGCCGCCGCCGAUGGGUAUGAUGUCAUCUUCGGGGAUUUGGACUCUCUGGAGCUCACAGUCUUCCACCGCGAGCUGGACAGCUGA
This is a messenger RNA of Spirodela intermedia, 1990 nucleotides long. Lineage: Eukaryota; Viridiplantae; Streptophyta; Magnoliopsida; Alismatales; Araceae. The record is from the annotation of a GenBank genome assembly.